AUGCCCCUCUAUCUCCUGUUUGCUGUCUCCGGUCCCGCACCGCCCACCCUCCAGCUUAUUAUAGGCAUUACAUAUCACCUCUACAAACCUUCUACGAACCUAAAUCUAAUAGCAAUCAUCUACAGAGUCCAUCCGCCUAUGUUCUCCCGAUUCUCACAACUCACCAGACAUCUUUCCCGUCCCCUUCCCAACUACGCCCACACUUCCGCGGCAGCUACAGCUAGCCGUGUCCGUCCCCUCAUGGCGUCCGCCGCUCCCACUCCUGAUGACCGCAACAGCAGGGCGAUACACACGGCGGCAUGUUUGAUCAUUGGAGAUGAGGUGCUAGGGGGCAAGGCAAGUCUGACCGUCGAUACGAACUCGGCGUACAUGGCCAAGUUCUGCUUCAAGCUAGGAAUGUCUCUAAAGCGCAUCGAGGUUAUUUCAGACGAUGAGGGCGAGAUCAUAGAGGCGGUCAGGCGAAUGAGUGAGAACUACGACUUCGUAGUUACCAGUGGAGGCAUAGGCCCGACCCACGACGACAUCACCUACCAAUCCAUAGCGAAAGCCUUCGGACUCCCCCUCAAACUUCACGAAGAAUCCUAUGAGCGCAUGAAGAGACUCGCAAAGCCCCACCCUCAACAACCACAUUUCUCCUGGGACGAAGAUACGCCUGCGCGCAAAGCCAAGCUCCGAAUGAUCGAGCUACCUACCGACGAAUCUAGAGAUUUAUCCAAGCAAGUGCUCUUCCCUGACGAGGAGCUAUGGGUGCCGGUUGCUUGUGUCAAUGGAAAUGUACACAUCCUGCCUGGAGUGCCCCGAUUAUUCGAGAAAUUGAUAGAUGGGAUGAAGCCAUUGCUGCUUCCGCGGCUGGAGGACCCUGAGAAGGGAAUCCAUAGGAUAAUGAUCUCGACGCCGUUGCCGGAAAGUGCUGUGGCGCCUUAUCUGACGGAGUUGGCAGAGAAGGUCGAGCCGAAGGGGGUGAAGGUUGGGAGUUAUCCUAGGUGGGGAAGGUCGAGGAAUACGGUGACUUUGGUUGGGAGAGAUCCGGAAUUCCUCGAGAGCCUGGUUGCGGAGGUCGAGAAGAACGUGGAUGGCCGGCGGAUCAUGGUGGAGGGGGAGGAUGAUGUUGAGAUCCAGGGCGCGAUUCCUAGCCAGUGA
This is a messenger RNA of Venustampulla echinocandica, 1140 nucleotides long. Its product is annotated as putative molybdopterin binding protein. The transcript is spliced from 5 exons. NCBI's taxonomy places the organism in Eukaryota, Fungi, Ascomycota, Leotiomycetes, Helotiales, Pleuroascaceae. Bases 1 to 1140 code for a protein of 379 amino acids. The record is from RefSeq and is a predicted model, not a curated record.